CGAAAAAAAAAAAAGGGCAAACCCGACUAAGAGCUAGUGUUUAGACAAACUAAUCUCUCGGCCACUGCAAUCUUCAGCUCAACGUUGCAGACGAAGAUGGCGUCUCUUGCUUCUUCGAUUCAAGAGCGUUUCCUUUCCCGUCUCGCCGCCACUCCUCACCGGACCCUUUUACCGCCAAAAGCUACGCAUCUCUCUUUUCAAUCUUCUAUCCAAGGGCUUCGUGCUCAAAUUGCGACGGAGAGGAAGGAUCGUUCGUCGUUUCUGCAAACAUCUGCCGUUCGCCAUUUGGUUGGUUCCGUUACCAGGACUGAAGGCCUCCGAUUUGCUGUGGUUGUGGCACGAUUCAAUGAGAUCGUAACGAAGCAGCUCUUGGAGGGAGCUUUAGACACCUUCAAGAAGUAUUCGGUCAAAGAAGAAGACAUUGAUGUUGUCUGGGUUCCUGGUAGUUUUGAAAUUGGUAUUGUUGCAGAAAAGCUAGGGAAGUCUGGAAAGUAUCAUGCAAUUCUAUGUAUUGGGGCUGUGAUAAGAGGCGACACAUCUCACUAUGAUGCUGUCGUUAAUUCUGCAACAUCUGGGGUGCUUUCAGCUGGUUUGAAUUCAGGUGUUCCUUGCAUAUUUGGUGUUUUGACGUGUGACGACAUGGAUCAGGCAUUAAAUAGAGCUGGUGGUAAAUCUGGAAACAAGGGAGCUGAGGGUGCUUUGACAACUAUUGAGAUGGCAUCUUUGUUUGAGCACCAUCUGAAAUAAGCGGUAAUCUUACACCCUCAAGAGUUGGAUCCAAUAGUCUCUUUCCUUUUAUUUUCUUCUCUAAACGGCCACAACAUUUUCCUGUUGGGAGUUAGGAGCAAGUUAGCAACUGCAAGAUGGUGGCAUAUCCCCUGAAACCUGAACCACCCUUUGCUGAUUAAACAAUGUAGUGAUGCUGAACUGCCCAAACGCUGUAAGAGUAAUGUAUUUGAGGCUAUAAAUUGUGGAACACUCAAUCCAACCAUAAUAAUCCACAAUGUUUCAUUUCUAAUUGAUUUCAUU
This is a messenger RNA of Rubroshorea leprosula, 1029 nucleotides long. NCBI's taxonomy places the organism in Eukaryota, Viridiplantae, Streptophyta, Magnoliopsida, Malvales, Dipterocarpaceae. The record is from the annotation of a GenBank genome assembly.